Prorocentrum cordatum is the source of this 1800-nucleotide messenger RNA. The record is from the annotation of a GenBank genome assembly. Lineage: Eukaryota; Dinophyceae; Prorocentrales; Prorocentraceae.
AUGCCGUGCCGGGCAGCACUGGUGGCAGUUCUGCCAUCAGCUGGCUUUGCCAUCUCGUUCCUCCAAACUCGUUCAUAUCGUUCAUCUAGACGCGUCCUGAUGGGCGAUGUGAGCCUCCUGGACCGCGAGAGCUUGGAAGAUGAGCUCAUGCCUGAUGCCAACAGUGACUGCAAGGGCGCGGAGGAGGGAACCGCUUGCUACAAGUCUGUGACCUGGCUCCGCCAGGAAGGCUUCUCAAAGAACCCCGAUUGGUACCAGGGCUACAGCAGUGAGUCCACUUUCGAGGAGGUGCAGGACAUGCUUUAUGGCCUCGGCAAGGCGAAUUGCCCCAAGCCUUGUCUUGGCCCGAGCCCUCUCGCCCUCUUCAAAAAUCAGCCCAAGUUCGACUGCCGGGACACGAUCAAGGGCGACGUGUGCUACGCUUCAGUAACUUUUCUCAAGGAGGUUGGCCUCGAAUUGCACCCUGACUGGUUUCCGGAGCUCCAUGCCGACUCCAGCAUGUCUACGAUCCAGGCGGAGUUGCACCGCAUGGGCAAGGCCGAUUGCCCAUUGCCCUGCGCGCUGACCGAUGAGGACAAAAGGAACGCUCUCUGGGAUAUGAAACACGCCGAUGAGCUGAAGCAGGCUGGGUGCAAUGAUGCGCUACCAGGCACACAGUGCUACAAUGAUGUUACCUACGGUAUGUCAGAGGGCAUUAAGAACUACCCCUGGAUGUACGAGGGCCUCACGGAGGCUUCCACCUUCCACACUGUCCAGGAACACUUGUACCUCAACAACCGAUCUUUCUGUGACAGGCCAUGCCCCGAGAAGCUGCUAGACCUGGACCUGUUAGCCAAACACCCCGAGCAGUUCCGCGAGAAGAAGAGGGUCCAGGACAUGAGCAUUAAGGAGCUGAACGAUUACUUCAACGGCGACUGGGACGGCUAUGUGGCUAGGGAGUUCCGUGCUCAAGACUACCAGGCUGGUGAGUACCAGAAGGCCAAGUACAGCACGUCAACAACUAUUAGGCCUGAAGAGGCUAUGUCCUUGCCGAUGGUUGUCGAGGAGAGCACGGAGACGGCCAGUCACGCCCCAGAGGAGGUGGCCAAUGCCACGGGAGUCGACGCGGAGAUGGCCGAUGCCGCCACACAGCAGUCAGCCUCUGCUUCCACCCAGGGCUCAGAGUUGAAUCUCACGGAGGCUACGGCUCCGCCGCAAGUUGACUCCGACCCUGUGUACGAGCCAGCCUUGAACGUGUCCGAGGAGCCCGCGGAGGCCGAGCCAGCCUUGAACGUCACGGAGGAAGAGGAGGAGGCGAGUCUCCCCAAAGAGGAGACGAUCCCUGAGACGUACCAGGUCCUCUUGGUCAGGACGUGCCUCAAGAAACUAUACGAAGUGACUCCAGAGAACUUCGAUGAACUCCGGAGGGAGUGCGAGGUCGUCAUGGAGGAAGCGUACGACGGAGGGGAAUCGCACGAAGCUCUGUCGAAGGAAGCGAUGAGCUAUUUCGUUUGGGCUCAGCGCCGUGUAGAGCAGAUCAGGGAUGAGCGGAAGGCCAAGGAGGCCCAAGCAGCAGAAUCGGCCCAACAGAUGGUCGACGUUGUUGACGAGCCCAUGCCGUCGGUUGAGCCCGCAGGAGAAGAACAUGUGAUGAAGACCAUCGCUGUGGAGACGCAGCCUCAUGUGGAGACGCCCGAAGAGAUGGAGCAGAGGAUCCGGAGAGAGCUGCUGGACGAGAUGCGGCAGGCGAGGACGCCCCCCACGCGGAGAGAGACCGAGGACGAGAUGCGGCAGAGGCUCAGGGCAGAGCUCAUGCGCUAG